This is a messenger RNA of Kwoniella botswanensis, 1929 nucleotides long. RefSeq lists its product as uncharacterized. Gene Ontology annotation, molecular function: ATP binding; DNA ligase (ATP) activity. Bases 1 to 1929 code for a protein of 642 amino acids. The record is from RefSeq and is a predicted model, not a curated record. Gene Ontology annotation, biological process: DNA repair; DNA recombination. NCBI's taxonomy places the organism in Eukaryota, Fungi, Basidiomycota, Tremellomycetes, Tremellales, Cryptococcaceae. The transcript has 3 exons.
AUGCUGCCUUGCUCGAGGCCGCUCGGUGGCCGAGCCCUUUCUUCGAGAAGGGAAGCGGUACACCUCCCAUACGUCAAACCUGCCCACUUAACGAUCAUCCCUUCGACCACUUUUCGUCACAGCUCCCACUCUACGUCCGCAGCUCAGGCAGUUGAAGAUACAGCCGAAGUCACACCGGAGACUCCUUCAAAAUCAGCAGUACUACAUCAGCUAAAGAGGGUCACCGAGCUCCAAAGUAGAGUAUCAAGGGAGAAUUCAAACGUCGGUAAACAGAUGAUUAUAGCUCAGUACCCGGACUUACGAGAGUUGUUGGAAUAUAUAUACGACCCCAAUCUGCGCACCAACCUUACCUUCGGUUCUCUCCUUAGAUACCUUGACUCCUCAUCUAGAAAGACCACACCGGGUGGACCUUCUUUACCAAAUGUGAUUGAACUGUUUGAGAGAUUAUCGAAGAAACAGAUAACAGGCAAUGAGGCCAAAGAUGUAGUUCAUGGUUUUCUGGCGGCCAACGAUGUACUCGAUGAUCAUAGGCUUCUGUUCACAUUUGGAAGACUAUUGGAUAGAAAUCUGGCAGCUGGAUUCGGAGCGAACACGUUAAAACAAGUCAUAUGGCCCAAUGGUCCUCAAACCACCAAGCCAUCCGUAUCUGCUGAAGGAUCUCUAUCGAAAGGAAAAGCAAUCUUAACACCAUCUUCAUCCCCCAGCCCACUCUCCUACAAUACCGAUAAAACACCCAUCCAUCCCCAAUCAGCAACUCUAGAUAAGUUCGAAGUAGCUCUCGGCAAAUCCCUCGAACCACCUUUCGAACCCUUAUUCAAAGAUGGCUCACAAUGGUAUGCCUCAAGAAAAUUAGACGGUGUUAGAUGUAUAACAUUCUUGGAUUUCUUGGUUCCAUCGUCUUCAAACCCAGAAUCUGCGUCUGGUACACAACCAUUGAAAUUAGUGUCUGCUCACUUUGUUUCGCGUACUGGUAAAGAGUUCACUUCAUUGAUCAAAUUGGAAGAACAAUUACAGCAUUUAUCGAAAUUACCCGAAUUGAAAAGCUGGCUAGAUGUUGAUCCACUGAUCGUGGAAACUCGGCCUCAAGGAGUGAUCAAACGAUUAGUACUAGAUGGAGAAGUAUGUGUGAUGCGACCCAAGACGCCUGAAGAGUCACAUGCAGCACAAGCAAGAGAUGAUGGUAGUCUAGCCGAUACAAUGUGGAUCGCCAAUGACAAUUACACCGAGGAUUUUCAAUCUACCGUCUCACUCAUGAGGAGAUCCGGGGAGACCAUCCAGCAUUUAAGCUAUUUCAUAUUCGACGUUUUGUCAUACUCUGAGCUAAACGCUAAAAAGAGUUUACCAGCCCAAGAAGGGUUAGGUAAGAAGUUCGGUAAGAGAAUAGAAAAUAUUAGGAAUUUGGGGAAAUGGUUGAAUGAACAUUUGGAUGAGCUGGGUGUGAAGGAGAAGAUGGUGAAAGAUUUGAAACAGAUCAAAGUUGGUGAUGCCAAGGAGGUGGAGGAAAUGGUUGAAAGAGCUGCGAGAGAGGGGUGGGAAGGGAUCAUUUUAAGGAAAAAUGAAGAGUACAAAGGCAAGAGAUCUCCCGACAUUCGCAAAUUCAAAAAAUGGUUGGAUUCCGAAUACACUGUCCGUUCACUUGACACCUCAUCCAUGCGAUUAUCGGUCGACGGGGUAUUCGGCGAGUACGAGGCAUUGGCGAAUGUGUGGAUCGAGCAUGAUGGUCAUCCCGUAUCAGUCGGCUCGGGUUUCACGGCUGAACAGCGUAUACGGUAUGCCAAGCAUCCUGAGCAGAUUGUUGGGAAGAUGAUUACGGUAGAGUACUUUGGUGAAUCAGAGUCAAUGGAGAGAGAUAAGAAGGGGAAGGGUCAGAAGAGUUUGAGGUUUCCUAGGGUCAAGGUAAUCUGGGAAGAGGGUAAGAGGGGGAUAUAA